UUUGAGAGUAGUGAGCAAUGUAUACCAAGAGUAGGGCAGGAACAGUAGAGGGCAGGCCCAGGAGUGUGCAGGCCCAGGAGUAUGCAGGCCCAGGAGAGGGCAGGCCCAGGAGUGUGCAGGCCCAGGAGAGGGCAGGCCCAGCGCCAGCGCUGAGAUUGGGAGGUGGCAAGAGACCAGGAGGGAAGUGAGUGGUGUCGGAAGGCGAUAAGCCAGAUGAAGAAGAGACUCACUCAGUUCGUGAGCUGGGUGGACUUCAGCAUCCAUCAGAGAGAGCGCAGGAAUCGUGAGACGCCUGUGCCUGGAUAUCAUGUCCAUAGGUGUGAGCUAAAGGACUUCCACAAAGCCGCAUAUUUAGGUGACACGCAGACAGUGCAGGAGUUGCUGUCACGGAAGAAAAAUGUAGACAGCAGAGACAGGAAGAACAGGACUGCCCUACACUUAGCCUGUGCCAGCGGCCAGUCAUCAGUGGUGGCUCUCCUUGUCCAGUGGAAGUGUGACCUGAAUGCUCGUGAUGAGGAAAGCAAGACAGCUCUCAUCAAGGCUGUACAAUGCCGGAAAGAAAUGUGUGUCACUAUCCUGCUGAAACAGGGUGCUGACCCGAAUCUUGAAGACAACUGUCAAAACACUGCUCUGCAUUAUGCUGUCUUGGCUGAAGAAACAUCAAUUGCAGCAGAGCUGCUCCGCUGUAAUGCAAACAUCGAGGCGAUAAACAAGGUAUAGCUCAACUGACUAUUUACAAGAUAUUUGAAAUACAGGGGUUUUUCUAGCUACAGGUGUUUUAUUUAUAGUAGAAUGUAUACUGAAUACAUCAGGCCCUGUUAUCAUGGAAACAACUCCAAAGCCAAGGCCAGGGGCUAGAGGUAGUGCCCACAGAAAGGGCAGAGCUCUGUCUCCCAGCCGCAUUUCUACCCUAGAAGGAGCAACUUCCCAUUAGGAAGUGCCUGGGGGUGGGUGGUAGGCUCAGAGCCUACAGAAGAUGAAGGCUUGCGGGGAGUGAAGUGAUGGCAAGGGCGGGCUGCCUGCCUGGGGAUGGGUGGGAGGAGGAAGGAACCCAGCACCCAGCAGGGGGAGCUGGGUGACUGCACCUGGGCAGGGAAGGCAGCAAGCCACAGGCCCUGAGCACCCCAGGAUCCCAGGUUCUAUAAUCUGGGCAAGUGAGGUCAGGUCAUGUUUGACAGCCAGCAGGGGCAUUCACUUGUGCUGGUGGCCACAUGGCCCUCCAUGUACACCUUCACUUUGGGGUCUCCCAUGCUCAGCCUGCUGUAUCUCCCCUGCGG
Molecule: messenger RNA, 1277 nt
Organism: Vicugna pacos (alpaca)
Lineage: Eukaryota; Metazoa; Chordata; Mammalia; Artiodactyla; Camelidae
Source: RefSeq, a predicted model, not a curated record